AACGACGAAUCUAAAAUCAGAUUAAAAUUACGGUAAACCCCCCAAAACUAGCCCUUAACGAUUUCUCAGUGAACAUUUCGGAGCUGCAAAUUUCGCUGAUCGAUAAAUACGAAAGAAGAGAGAGUGUGGAAAAAAAUGGCGUCGUGGUGUGCAUUUAAACCCUUUCAAAUGCCAAUGAUGAAGGCAGCGGCACUGUCACCCCGCGCUCCUUUAGCGGUCGGCUGCGCUUCAGUCGUCGGCUCCAGCCUCUGGCGUGCUUCCAGCCGAUCUUUUGUUCCUCCUUUCGCUUCUUUAUCCACAUCCACUUCUUCUUCCUCUAUCAAGGAGGCUGUUAAGACUGAGAAGGCGCCGGCAGCAUUGGGACCCUAUUCUCAAGCAAUCAAAGUCGACAACCUUGUAUUUGUCUCUGGUGUUCUGGGUCUUAUUCCCGAGACUGGGAAGUUCAUUGCAGAUACUGUUGAAGAUCAGACAGAACAGUUGUUAAAGAAUAUGGGUGAAAUACUAAAAGCCAGUGGUGCCGACUAUUCCUCCGUCAUAAAAACUACAAUUAUGUUGGCUGACUUGAAAGAUUUCAAGAAAGUGAAUGAGAUCUAUGCAAAAUACUUUCCCGCACCAUUUCCUGCUCGUUCAACAUAUCAGGUAGCAGCAUUACCAAUGGAUGCCAGGAUUGAAAUUGAGUGCAUAGCUCAACUUCCCUGAAAACCUGAUCUGCAGCCUCAUUUAGGAACUUGGUCAGCAUUACCCUCGGGAAGUUGCUCGAGUUAAUAAAGUGAGAUGGGGCUAAUUAAUAUGAUGAGUAUGUUUUGUCUCGCUCUUUCUUAGGAUGUCGCUUUGUCUAUUGUAACACUAUGAGCAGUGAACAUGAUUUUAGAGCAAAGAAGUAGCUCCAGUGCAAUUAGGGAAUUGGAAAUGAACAAACCAUUAAGGAUGUUACAAGUUUCUACUUUGAGAACUUUAGGUUGUAAUCGAGAAACAUUGAAGUCAAGCAUUAUAUUCCAACUUAA
Molecule: messenger RNA, 1004 nt
Organism: Ricinus communis (castor bean)
Lineage: Eukaryota; Viridiplantae; Streptophyta; Magnoliopsida; Malpighiales; Euphorbiaceae
Product: reactive Intermediate Deaminase A, chloroplastic
Exons: 6
Coding region: 136-699 (187 amino acids)
Cellular component (GO): cytosol
Molecular function (GO): deaminase activity
Source: RefSeq, a predicted model, not a curated record